UCGCAUGACCAUCCACAAGUCCAGCCCCAACCUUACUUUCACCACAUCCAACUUACCAACUUCAUGUUUCUUCCUCAACUUUGCUCAGCAAACUCUUCUAAAAAGUAGAGAGAGGGAGGGGAAUUGUCUGGUGGACUAACACAACCAGUCAACUUCAAUUGCCCCGCAGCAUACCGACUUCAAUCUCUCAAAUCUCAAACUGCCUGCCGUCAUCAUUGGCAAACUAUAGUGACGGCAAACAGUUCACCACAACCCAACGUGAGACAACUAAGGUUCAACCGAUCUUUGUUCUUUGAAAAACCAGAUCGAUCGCUAUUGAAACACAACAAGGCUCUGGUUUCAUCAAGACGUCUCCGUUCCAACCCAUUGCAUGGACUAAUCAUAUCAUACAAUGGCAUCUCCACCACUCUACGACGAUUACAGUCCGUCCAGUUCUCAGGAACGCUCCGAUAAAGAGACCACUGAUGAACACAAAUACAAACGUCGAAGAAUCACCUCAGAAAUGAGUCCUCAGCAUCCCACUAUGCCAGAGGCCCCUCGUCCUGCCACCAUCCCUCUACCUGCUCGGUACGCAUUUCAACCUGGAUACACCGUAGCUCCUGGGGAUGGCUUUUCACAGAUGCCUGCCGACGUACAGUCUCUUUGGGAAGACCAGCAACCCUUUGGAUAUCAAGUAUUGGGAGGCGUUUACCCUCCGGAAAUGCGUGGUAUGACAACGAUGCCACGAGCCUACGUGCCAAACAUUCCUACGCCUGCUCAAUCAGCACAAGACGCUUCCAACACCAGCAAUCCAGCUCGUGACUACGACAGAGGAACAGCACCAAAUCUAAUGGCAAAUCCUCAUCGUUUUCGUAAUGACCUUUGGCGGCACUUUCCUGGUUACUCGGAGCAGCAAAUCCGAGACUUUGUAUCACGUAUGCCAGAAGGCUCUGGUUUCUUCUUUGAUCCUACCAUACCAGGCAAUCCUAUCCCGCCCGACCCGAACAGAGUGCCGCACACACCAAAUGCAUCCACCAACGGGAUAUCCUUCUCUAGACGGUCAGCUCCGACCAUAGCAGGAGCACCACCCAAGGCGGUCACCAGAUUGGUCCUGAGUCGAGCAACCACUGAAAGCAUUCAAGAGCUAGGGGAGCAUAAGAAGGAAUGCCCGGCAUGUCAACUCGAAUUCGAACCCGAUAACUUUAUGGCGGUCAUCAGCUGCUGUGGGACUGCUAUGCACGCCACUUGCUUGUCUGCCUGGGUCAAUUCGCAAACAUACACAAAGAGUCGGGCAUGCAUGAAAUGUCGACGUGGUAUCGAUGCUAGGCGUGCUCUGAAUGGCGUGGUGGCCCCAGUCAGUGACCAGAAUUGGGAUGAUGGUGUUGAUCUCAAUGCUCCGGAAUCUCUCAAAGCCGAUUCGAAGAUCGAGCUCAAUGUCAGUGCAAGACCAGAUCGCGCGGCCUAUCGACGUGCAAGAGACUCCAUGUUCCUUGGAGGUUAUGGAUCACGUCCACCGCCUCUGGGGCAUGCGGCUGAGAUAUCUGAAGAAGCCCGGCAGAGCCUCAACCGAGUCAAGCAGGAACAGCUGUUGGAAUCCGACGCAUUGAAACGCAAGGUUAGAGCAACAUACGAGGAUCGCAACCGAGUAAUGGACGAUGAUGUGAUUGCGAAUCGACUAUUCUCCGAAGCUCAAGUAGCAGUCGCCCGCGGUGAGUCGGUUGACCUGGAGCCGCUGAGCCGAAGAUGCCAGGAGACGAGAUUGGCGAAGGAAAUGGCCGUGGAAGCCUUCAAAAAGUCGCAGAAAGAUAUGGAACACACCGCCAGAGCUCACUCACAGCGCUUGCGCACAAUGUAUGAGGAAGCUUACAUGGAGCGCGUGCACGCCACAGAGGAGGCGGCGGUUCGCAAUAUGACUUCAUCGGGACAGGCCGGUGGAAGGACCUCCUCCAUGUCUACUUCCCCAUGAUAGGUCACUCUACACUAGACCUCGAGGGGUAUCAGCAGAUGUCAGGGGGCUUUUUUUGGGGCGAGAUGGAUUGCAUGAAUCGGCGCAAUGGUCAUCGAUUUGGCCUUAAACCCCAGCAGAUGCCCAAGGGGUAUUCGGGCAACGUGAACAGGAGCAUGACUGCAACACACUGGAACACGACGACACGAAUGACAGGCGAGUGCAUUGGCAUGGUCAGGCGUUGGUGAUUUGGGACUCUACGGCGCUCUUGUUUUGGCGCUGAUUGCAUCAUGCUUGGUUGGGCAGAGGGUUGAUUUUCGAGGCGUUAGCUUGUUGGG
Messenger RNA from Exophiala viscosa, 2262 nucleotides. RefSeq lists its product as uncharacterized. The transcript has a single exon. NCBI's taxonomy places the organism in Eukaryota, Fungi, Ascomycota, Eurotiomycetes, Chaetothyriales, Herpotrichiellaceae. The record is from RefSeq and is a predicted model, not a curated record. The coding region runs from base 392 to 1945 and encodes 517 amino acids.